GACCGACCCAUUUGAUACGCAAGAAAGGUCCAACUUCUCAGUGUCUUUUUCCAGUCAAAAUCAAUUCAUUUUCACUAGUAAACGAGGCACAGUCUACACGCACUAAUUCAUGGCCGUUCCUUCACAACUUUUACGGCAUGAACGGUUGUCUCCCUCUCUCUCUCUCAGGACUUUUGUGUCUUUGGGUUGUUGGACAAGGUAGAAAGACUGACAUAAACGGAAGUCAUUGUGACAAUAACAUCCUAAUGAUGUUUCCUUGCUGAUUCUUGAGUUUCAUAUGCUGGAGAAAGGGUGUUCUACGUUCAGUGUUCCCCUGUUUUUAUCUUUUCCCUUUAUCUUUUUCUCUCUUCGUAUAGGUAGUUUUGAAACAGCAUACUGAUGUCAGGUAUCUCUGAAACCAUUUUCUCUACUGUGUAUGUCCUAAAUCUUCUUUAUAUUUAAUGUAUAACACAGAUUAGAUUCCUGGGUUUCAAAUUUUUUGGGGUCUUUAAAGGAUUUAAGGCUAGCGUCUGUAACAUCCUGGUAUAUUUCAGGCUUCUGGAGUUGUUACGGUUGUUGUUUCGUGAGACAUAUCUUGUGUAGGAAUGUUUUUCUUUAAAUGGAUUUUUCUUCGGUUGGAUUGGGUCUUUUCUGUGAAUGAAAAUUGUUUUUCUUUUGGUUUUUGUGCCAUUGGAACUUAAGUUUUGUUGAUUGUGUAUAUUAUUGCUCCAAUUUCGUGAAAGCCCCUUUCUUUGUAUAAUAGUUUUUUUUCCCAACAAAUAACCCUUAUUUGUAUAAUUGCUAAUAGGGUUUUGAGUUAUUUUAUUUUUAGACCUCCAUAAUGAAUAUUCCCACGCAAAUGGUGUUGAAUGGAAAAUAUUUUGCCGUUCUUGCCCACACUUUGAUCUUGUAUGUGGGGGUCGUUUUUUUGAGUGGUAGUUCAAGUUUUGCCGAUGAGAGUAAUAUUUACUGCUUGCAAACCAUCAAAGAGUCUCUUGAAGACCCUUACAACUACUUGAGCUCUUCAUGGAAUUUUGAAAACAAUACUGAGGGAUUCAUUUGUAAGUUCGACGGCGUGGAGUGUUGGCAUCCUGAUGAGAACAGAGUUCUAAAUAUUCGCCUUUCAGACAUGGGUCUUAAGGGCAAGUUUCCCCGUGGCAUCGAGAAUUGCACAAGCUUGACAGGCCUCGAUCUUUCUAGCAACAAGCUAUCAGGGUCCAUCCCUAGUGAUAUAUCAGAUAAACUCCAAUUUGUGACAACCCUAGAUCUCUCAUCCAACAGUUUUUCGGGUGAAAUCCCAUUAAGUCUUGCGAAUUGUACUUACUUGAAUGUGCUUGAACUCGAUCACAACCAAUUGACGGGUAUGAUCCCACUUCAACUUGUCCUGCUUAAUCGGAUCAAGAAAUUUAGUGUGUCCAACAAUCUCUUGUCAGGUCGUGUCCCUAACUUUGGCUCUACUGUAACUGCGGAGAGCUAUGCGAAUAAUCUAGGACUCUGUGGGGGGCCACUGAAAGCCUGCCAAGAUACUACCAAAAAAUCACAUAUUGGAAUAAUUGCUGCAUCAGCAGUUGGUGGUGUGACUUUUACAUCUAUUGCUGUUGGUAUCAUUCUCUACUACCUUUCACGUGGAGUAGCUGGAAAGAAGAAGGAAGAUGACCCUGAAGGUAACCAAUGGGCAAAGAUUCUGAAAGGAACGGAAGGAAUCAAGGUUUCAAUGUUUGAGAAGUCAGUCUCAAAAAUGAGGUUGAGUGAUCUCAUGAAGGCAACUAACAGCUUUAGCAAAAGCAAUAUCAUUGGAACGACAAGAACUGGAACUAUGUACAAAGCAUUGCUUCCUGAUGGUUUUACGCUAAUGGUUAAGAGGUUACAAGACUCUCAACACCUAGAAAAAGAAUUUGUGUCUGAAAUGAAUACUCUGGGGAGUCUGAAGCACCGUAACUUGGUUCCCUUGAUGGGCUUUUGUAUGGCAAAGAGGGAGAGACUUGUGGUAUACAAAUAUAUGGAAAAUGGGACACUUUAUGAUCAAUUACAUUGUACAGAACCUGAGGCCAGGACUAUGGACUGGCCCAUGAGGCUCAGAAUUGGGAUUCAAGCAGCUAGAGGUUUGGCAUGGCUUCACCAUAACUGCAACCCACGUAUUAUACAUCGGAACAUAAGCUCCAAAUGUAUACUUUUGGAUAAGGAAUUUGAGCCCAAGUUAUCUGAUUUUGGCCUUGCAAGGCUUAUGAACCCAAUUGACACCCAUUUGAGUACUUUUGUCAAUGGGGAGUUUGGGGAUUUGGGUUAUGUUGAUCCUGAGUAUCUGCGAACAUUAGUUGCUACCCCAAAAGGGGACGUGUAUAGCUUUGGAGUUGUUCUGUUGGAAUUGAUUACAGGUGAGAAACCAACCCAUGUGGUUAAUGCCCCAGAGGCCUUCAAGGGAAGUUUAGCAGAAUGGAUUACUGAUCUAUCAAGUAAUUCUCUUCUCCAAACUGCCAUUGAUAAGUCUUUGCUUGGAAAGGGUAUUGAUAACGAGCUCACACAAUUUCUUAAAGUUGCUUGUAAUUGUGUGUUGCCAACUGCAAAGGAGAGACCUACUAUGUUUGAAGUGUAUCAGUUUCUUAGAGCUAUUGGGGAGAAGUACCAUUUCACAACUGAUGAUGAGAUCUUAAUGCCAUCUGAUUGCACCGAUGCUAAUUGUCUGGAUGAACUUAUCGUUGCUCGAGAAACAACUCAAACCCAUUGAAAGACAGAUUUCUUUUUGCUUGAGAUAUCAUAGUUUGGUCCCAUAUGACAGGUACCUGUUUGAUAUAUGAUAGUGAUAGCUAUAAUGACUAGUGACGAUAUUAAGCAUUUAGGCAAGAUAAUACAUAGCAUUUGACGCCCGUUGUGCCGCUACCUUUGUUUGAACCACCAAUUGUAUAUAGAUUUAAUUCUGUGCUGUAAUAUCAAGAUAGUGUUGGCUCU
Molecule: messenger RNA, 2925 nt
Organism: Carya illinoinensis
Lineage: Eukaryota; Viridiplantae; Streptophyta; Magnoliopsida; Fagales; Juglandaceae
Product: probably inactive leucine-rich repeat receptor-like protein kinase At5g48380
Exons: 2
Coding region: 821-2704 (627 amino acids)
Biological process (GO): protein phosphorylation
Molecular function (GO): protein binding; protein kinase activity; ATP binding
Source: RefSeq, a predicted model, not a curated record